AUGAAGGUCAGGAAUGCCUCAAACGCAAUUAAGUACAUCCUCAGGCCGGAUGGUUCAAAGUCAGAAACAUUGGAGGAGAUUCACCAGCUAGCUGAGGGCUGUUGGUCUUUUUUGUGGGAUAUUAUCCACAGCGAGAAGCAUCUAUCAACUAUUACAGAAACCGAAGGUUGUCAGAUAAUCGAAACUAGGAUCUGUGCUUUGCCCGACGAUUUGCUCUUGCGAAUCUUGUGCUACGUCCCCACAAAAGAUGCAGUCGCCACUUCAGUCUUGUCUAAACGAUGGCGUUAUGUCUGGACGAUGCUGCCUAUACUCGAGUUCAAAGACGAUGGCAGCGAGGGCGUUGGGUGGUUUAUUGAUAAUUCAUUGCAACUCCAUAAGGCACCGAAACUAUAUAAUUUGAUUGCCGAAGUCGGUCCACGUUGUCCUGUUGAUGUAAAUGUUGGAAAGUGGGUUGAGAACGCAGUUCAUAAAGGUGUGGAAGUGUUAGAUUUCAAGCUCCUAUGGACCGCACAGCCCACAAGCUUUCGUAAGUGGCUUUACACAUGCAACACGCUCGUUGAUUUAACUCUAUCCAACCAGAUUGUAGUGGAUGUUUCUUUCCCGGUUCGCCUACCAUCUCUCUUAUAUCUGACUCUUGAAUACGUGGUGUAUAAAGACGAAGACUCUCUUUUUAAGCUUUUAUCAAGUUCCCCUGUUCUCGAGUGGCUGAUGGUGAGUCGACGUGAGGAUGACAACUUGAAGAACUUUACCGUGAAAGUUUCUUCCUUAGAAACAUUAUUUUAUGAGGGUGCUGAGGUAGGGGAUAAUGAGUUUGAUGAGGUAGGGGAUAAUGAGGUUGAUGAGGUAGGUGAUAAUGACUUAGCGAUUGAUGAGGAAGAGGAUGUUGAUGAUCUCAGUGGAUGGUUGAUAAUAGAAUCCCCUUCAUUGACAAAGUUGGACUUAUUUGACGUUUCGGACUAUUGCUUGAUAGAGAAUAUGUCUUGCCUUGAUGAGGCAUUCAUCAGUAGUGUUCCUAACCACGAUGAAAAGUUUCUGAGAUCUCUUUCUUCUGUCAUACAUCUACUUUUAUUGUUUACCAAAUCAAUGGUUGCAAGCUGUAACGCCAUCAAGUUCUCUCGGCUUAUAGAGUUUUACUUUCGUCCAGAUGAUUUAGUAGAUUGGUUGGAACCACUUAUGUCUUUGCUUAAAAAUUCUCCUAAACUAAAAACUCUUACGAUUGACACUGAAAUCAGCGAUCACCCACUUUCCUGGAAUCAGUCGAGUUCUAUAUCAGGAUGCCUGUUGUCUCAUCUAGAGACAUUGGGGUGGAGAGGCUAUGGAGGAAGAGAAUAUGAGAAAAAACUAUUGGACUACAUUCUCGCAAACUCAAAGUGUUUAAAGACAGUGAAGAUCUCCCUCUUAGCAACCUGCAAUCUUGAAGAGACACAAAAGGAGUUAAAAUCUAUGCCUAGGAUGUCAACAUCAUCUCUAAUCUCCACUCAAAUGACAUGGAGGUUUAACGGAAUCACAAUUGAGUAGCCACAUAAUGACUGUCUAUGAUCGUAAGGUUCUUCUUUGUCAGUACAACUAUAUAUGUUUAGAGGACUUUAUCUUAAUUCCAAGCCUGGUUAACAGAAGGCCAAAGCCAGCGACAAC
Molecule: messenger RNA, 1635 nt
Organism: Camelina sativa (false flax)
Lineage: Eukaryota; Viridiplantae; Streptophyta; Magnoliopsida; Brassicales; Brassicaceae
Product: putative F-box/FBD/LRR-repeat protein At1g22000
Source: RefSeq, a predicted model, not a curated record